Molecule: messenger RNA, 2717 nt
Organism: Gasterosteus aculeatus aculeatus (three-spined stickleback)
Lineage: Eukaryota; Metazoa; Chordata; Actinopteri; Perciformes; Gasterosteidae
Product: somatostatin receptor type 5
Biological process (GO): regulation of insulin secretion; neuropeptide signaling pathway; cellular response to glucocorticoid stimulus
Cellular component (GO): neuron projection; plasma membrane
Molecular function (GO): neuropeptide binding; somatostatin receptor activity
Source: RefSeq, a predicted model, not a curated record
GCGAGUGACCGUCCUGCUCUUUUCCACGGUGCUGUGCAUCACAGCGUGUGUUUACUCGAGGGCGUGAGAGUGUAUGUGUGUGUGUGUGUGCGCACAUGUGGAUCAGAGAGAAGCGUGCCGCCUGCCCCGCCGCAAAGGAAUACUCUUUUUCUUUCUUUUUUUUUUAUAGAUAAAAAGAGGUGACAAUUGACCGGAUGGGGUGGGGGGGACUCGACAUGUCGCUGAAGCCUAAGUGCUCCUCAACCUGACAACCGUGUUUGAGUUUUAGAUCAUUGAGCUGCUUGCAGAGGAAUCCGGACCGUCAUUUUAAUUUUUUUAUCAUAAUUUCUUUAAUUAUUGGAUGCGCUACGGCAGCAUGGACGCCUCAUCUCUAUCAGUUGUAGACAAUCAGACAUAUGUGAAUGGCCACUAUUUCCUUGGGGACAGUGUCGAUGGCUACGGCAUCUCCAUGGCCGUGCUCUACCUGGUGGUUUGCAUUCUGGGACUUGCUGGGAACUCCCUCGUCAUUACCGCCAUUUUGAAAUUAGACAAAAUGUCAUCCUCCACGACCGUGUACAUUUUCAACCUGGCUCUGGCCGACGGACUCUUCAUGGUCGGCCUUCCCUUCAUAGCGAGCCAGAACUUCCAGAACCGCUGGAUGUUUGGCGACGCGCUGUGCAAAGUGGUGAUGGUGCUGGACGGCCUCAACCAGUUCACCAGCGUCUUUUGCCUGACGGCGAUGAGCAUUGACCGCUACAUGGCGCUGGUCGACCCGCUGCGCUUCGCCCGCUGGAGAACGCCGCGCUGCGCCAAGAUCGCCUCGGCUUUCCUCUGGCUGUUCUCGCUGCUCACCAUCCUCCCGAUGGCGCUUCACUUCUCGGCCGACCAGGGCCUGUGCGUACCGGACCUGGUUUCGGACGUCUGGUGGCUCGGCGUCCUGUCCUACACCUUCGUUGCGGGGUUCGCCUUGCCCUUCAUCGUCAUGACGGCGUCCUACGCGGCGCUGCUGCUCAAACUGAGGGCCCAGCGUCUGCGAGCGCCGCCGCCCAACCAGGAGAGCCACCGGCUGGAGCGACAGGUGACGGAGAUGGUGGUGGCGGUGGUGGUGGUGUUCGGGGUGUGCUGGCUGCCGUUUUACACCUUCAACUUUUGCUCUCUGUAUCAAACCGGCGUGGUGCUGCCCUUCGCCAGAGCUUUUGAGUUUGUGGUGCUGCUGUCGUACUCAUGGAGCUGCGCCAACCCCAUCCUCUACGCCUGCUUCUCCGACACCUUCAGGAGGCACUUCCGCACACUGCUUUGCCCUGCCGCCAAGUCAUCUCCCAGCAUGCAGUGCAACACUGAAUGGUAUGACUUAACUGACACAGGUGUGCGGGAGGUGACCAUUCAGGCGUAGAGAGGCGGUGAAAAACUGGCUCACUAUUUAACUCUUUUCACUUUAAACUUACUCAUUUGAUUGCUUGCAGAUAUGUGGUACUUUUGAUGUGUUUGUAAUAUCUUCACGUAACUUGGAAUGCAUAAAUUCAUUGUCUUAUUGUCUUGCCCUUGGCGAUCAGAUUUGUUGGAUUCGAGUUUUUUUUCGUUGACCGCCGUCUCAAAUGCAGAUGUUUGAGUGUCUGUAGAGACACUUGUGUUGAUCAGGCGGCUGAGUGUAGACUAUGAAUCUUUAAGUUCAACAUUGCCGAGUUUCUACACACAGAUAAGCCAAAGUAAAUCUGCUCCAGUGCACAUCCUGUUGUACGACAUCUCAGCAGAACUGAUGACAUGAGGCACGAGGGAAAACAGAAUAACACGGGUCACAUGCCUCCGGUCAAACACGGGCACAAAGGCAGACACACACAUACACACUUCCUCAACUCCCACAGCUGAAUUAUGUCAAACGUGUGUGUGUGUGUGUGUGUGUGUGUGUGUGUGUGUCUGUGCCUUGGUGGCCGUGUGCACCUGCACACAUGCAUGUAGGGAACCUUGUGUCCCGCAGGCGCACUGUGGUGUUCUGCUUGAGUCGGAUUUGGCUGAGAGGAUAAGGACAGGUGAACACAUCCAGUGGCACAUUUACUUUGGGGAUUUUGGCACAUCAGUUUAUACUUUUUUUUUAAAUUUCUUUAAAAAAAGCAACUGUAAAAUGUCACCAGUUGAGGAAUUUAAGUAUUGGCGGUUGAUGAAAAGAAAUUGCCCAAAAACCUGAAGCUUUCAUAAAGUUACGCAGAGGCAUGUCAUCCAUUAAGUCAGGAUUUUCAUGUACAGCAAUAGUAGUCUCAUGCUUCUCUGGGAUGUGACUUUGGUUUUAAGACUCCAAUCUCCAGUCAAAAUGCAUUAUGGGUGAUUCGAUUGACAGGGAUCAAAAACUCAUUCAAUAAACAGACACUAAAGAUAUCCAAUCACAGCUUUUCAAGCUAAUCACAGAACAAAAUGAAUAAACAAACAUAUUUUUGGGUAUAAAGAAACAGAUUCAAAAGAUCUUUACAAAAAGUAAAUUAGUGUAAAAGAUUAUGGCUGUCAAUUAUCAGUGAUGUAAAUAGACAGUAUGUAAAUGAGAAAAUGAUGUGUGUAUGUGACAAUCUGUAUUUUCCAUAGAAAAUGGUAAAAGUGCCUGAUUUUAUACACUCAAUGAAAUCCAUGCACACCACUUAAACACAGAAACACAGACUUUGUUAGUCUAGUUUGGUCACUAUGUAUAUAUAUGACCACUUCUCUCAGAUGCUGAUCCCGUAUUAACUGUAAAUAAAUAAUUCCAUGUUUUA